AAAAAUAGAUACAGAAAUGACAAAGUUGUUGAAGCCAAUGAGCCAUUGAUGAUGUGGUGUGGGUGGUGCUACUGAUAGUGAUAAGGUUGUUCGUCACUGUUCCUAACUCUCUUAACUUUGUCCGGUUUGAAUCCUUGAACCGGAAUGGACUGGCUUUGGCUCGACGCUAGCGGCCUGCCCUGAGCAGUUCAACAGAUUCCAGAUUGUCUGGUAGCUGUUCAUAUUAUAUACAUAUAUAUCUACCAUACCCAUGGCCAAACUCCCCUUCACAACCAAACACCUCUUCUUCACUCCUUCUUUCAAACCCUUAACAACCCGCUUCACCACCAUGUCCGCCACUAAACCGCACCCGUCUCUCGAACUCAGCGGCGGUGGUCUCGACUCAUUUCUUCCGGCUUUCACCACUCUUAACCAACCCUAUCAAGCCUACCCCAUCGUGGGCUCCAACACCCACGUGGAAACUAUUUUUGCCUAUUACUUCAGGUCAACCCCUGAUGUCAGGUUUCGCCGUCAGUGUCUCCGGACCAAAGAUAACGGCACCGUUUCACUUGAUUGGAUCGUUGGCGAUGAUCGUAACUUGUCCCCCAAGUCUCCUGUUCUCAUUUUGCUGCCGGGGUUGACAGGAGGAAGUGGGGAUUCGUACGUACGUCAUAUGUUAUUGAGAGCGAGAAAGAAGGGGUGGCGCGUGGUGGUUUUCAACAGCCGUGGUUGUGGUCAUGGCCCUGUUACCACACCUCAGUUCUAUUCAGCAUCAUUUCUGGGGGAUAUUAGUGAAGUAGUAGAGCACGUUUCCAGUCGUUACCCGGAUGCAAAUUUGUAUGCUGCCGGUUGGUCUCUUGGAGGAAACAUUAUCGUUAAUUAUUUAGCUCAGGAAUCGGAAAAUUGCCUCCUUUCUGGUGCUGUGUCGUUGUGUAAUCCUUUCAAUUUGGUUUAUGCCAAUGAGGACUUACGUAAGGGAUUCAAUAUAGUUUAUGACAAAGCACUUGCAUCUUCACUGCGCAGAAUCUUCAAGAAGCAUGCUCCUCUAUUUGAAGAAAUGAGCGAUGAGUAUAAUAUUCCGGCAGCUGCCAAUUGUAAAUCCAUUAGGGAAUUUGAUGAAGCGUUGACAAGCGUUUCUUUUGGUUUUAAAUCUGUGGAUGAUUACUACUCUAAAUCAAGUAGCUCGAACUCUAUACAACGUGUAUGCAAGCCUUUACUAUGCAUCCAGGCCGAAAAUGAUCCGAUUGCUCCUGCUAGAGCGAUUCCUCGAGAAGCUAUCAAUGCGAACUCAAAUUGUAUGUUGAUUGUUACACCUGAAGGUGGACACUUAGGGUGGAUUGCGGGUGAUGAAGCUCCCUUUGGAUGUCCUUGGACGGAUCCUGUGGUGAUGGAUUUUCUCGAAUAUUUAGAGAAAAUAAAAUCAAACUCUUUUUUUAAACCAGAUGAAAAGACCCACGCAUUACAGGCAACUGUAAAUUAAAGACGGUAUCAUAUAAUAAGAACGUUAAAGAUCCAUGUCUAAGAUUGUGACAAUUUGCAUGUGAAAGCUUGCUAGCAUAUAUUUUGUGAUGCUCAUAAUUAUUCUUAUUAUUAUAUAUGUGGUUUGUACUGGCUCUUAUUGGACUUUCUUUGAAGUUGUAUUUUUGUUUAUGUAUUUUAUAAAGUUGGUAUUUUUGUCA
This is a messenger RNA of Helianthus annuus (common sunflower), 1658 nucleotides long. Its product is annotated as embryogenesis-associated protein EMB8. The transcript is spliced from 8 exons. Gene Ontology annotation, molecular function: short-chain carboxylesterase activity; monoacylglycerol lipase activity. The record is from RefSeq and is a predicted model, not a curated record. The coding region runs from base 251 to 1459 and encodes 402 amino acids. Lineage: Eukaryota; Viridiplantae; Streptophyta; Magnoliopsida; Asterales; Asteraceae.